Messenger RNA from Symphalangus syndactylus (siamang), 1256 nucleotides. RefSeq lists its product as uncharacterized. The record is from RefSeq and is a predicted model, not a curated record. NCBI's taxonomy places the organism in Eukaryota, Metazoa, Chordata, Mammalia, Primates, Hylobatidae.
AUGACUCGGUGUCCCGGAUGGAAGAGCCUGGUGUUCCAGACACGCUCCGGCAGCUGUGAACAAGUGAGCCUUGAUAGCACCGGGCUCCGUAAAGGUCUCGUGCUCCUGGAGCGACAGGCUCCAUCUCACGGCGAGGCCACACAGCAGAGGAAGAGUAGGAUGGAGGCGAGUGAGCGCUCUCGCUCACGGCCACCCCACCCUCAGGAAGUGUCGUGCGACACGCGGCCUCAUGAGAUGCGAGCCCCAGAGCAGGUGGACCUGCUGCUGGACAGUCAGCACAUGUCUCUCAAUCCCCUGAACUGUGCCCUCCUUCCUGCCCCCGGCCACUGCAGGAAGCUGAGGGGCAGAGAAGGGGCAGACCCCAACCCUUUCUCUCAGGUCCCAUCUAUCUGCUGGAUGGUGCCUUCCUGCUGCAUCCUCAAUCACCUGGCACUGUGGAUUCUGGGCCUCCUGCUCAGAGCUGCUGUUCCAGACACCUGCCAGCAGCCAGGGGUCGCCGGUUGGCGCCUAAUGACCAUGUGUUUGGGAGAUGUUUCCCAUUACAAGAAGCAUGUAGCUGCGUCUGGUAUACAGGGUUCCCAUCACAGGAAGCACGUGACUGCAUCUGAUAUAUGGGGUUCCCAUCACAGGAAGCACGUGACUGCAUCUGGUAUAUGGGGUUCCCAUCACAGGAAGCACGUGGCUGCAUCUGGUAUACGAGGUUCCCAUCACAGGAAGCACGUGGCUGCAUCUGGUAUACGGGCUUCCCAUCACAGGAAGCACGUGGCUGCAUCUGGUAUACGGGUUCCCAUCACAGGAAGCACGUGGCCGCAUCUGGCUGCGUCUGGUAUAUGUGGUUCCCAAGACGGGAAGAAGCACGUGGCUGCAUCUGGUAUACCAGGUUCCCAUCACAGGAAGAAUGUGCCUGUGUCUGGUAUAUGGGAUUCCCAUCACAGGAAGCACGUGGCUGCGUCUGAUAUACAGGGUUCCUACUGCAUGAAGCACGUGCCUGCGUCUAGUCUACCAGGUUCCCAUCACAGGAAGCACGUGGCUGCGUCUGGCUGCAUCUGGUAUAUGGGGUUCCCAUCAUGGGAAGCACGUGCCUGCAUCUGGUAUACUGGUUUCAUUUAUUUUCCUGCCCUUAUUCUGUACCUAAACCCAUCAUCUAUUUCUUAUGAAUUUUUAUUUUCAUCAAUAUGUACACUUCUAUCAACUUCCUAAAAUUCUUUCUUGACACAUAUCUUUUACAGAUCAAUACAAUUACUAAACUAACUGAA